GAGCAUCCAACUGGGCAAUGACGUUUCUGGUUUGAACAUCACCCGACACACACUUGAAUAUCCCCGCCUCAAUCCCGACCCUUGCUGCUUCCACGAACGGGCCCUUGCACGACUUGCCUCCACGCAACCGCCGGCUGACGCGAUAUAUACUGCAGUGCUCGUUUUCGCAGUCGCCGCUUUGUCCCGCCGCUGUCGCCAUGACGACAGACGCCUGAUGCCGUUCGACAGUUGCCCGACCUAGAAUCUCGUUGCCUCAGCGCCACGGCGCCAAACCCCCCGCCGCUCCCCCCGCGUCCCGCGCGCGCGUCACAUCGCCAUGUCGACGGCCUCGCGAUCCUCGUACCAUCCCAGCCGCCGGAUCGGCAGUGUGCAGAGCACACGGGAUGACGAGCUCCUUGGUCGCACCUCGUCGAGGGCCCGCGCGUCGGUGCCCGUCAGCUACGAUGAAGCCUACUCGUUCGCCCUGCGCAUUGCCUUUCUUCGCUACCUGCUCCAACCCCGGAAGAAGCGAAAGGAAUAUGUCAGCGCGCCGAAACCGCCCCCGCGCGCUCACACGUCGAGCAUCAGCGAACUGGUGAAGGAACUCGUCCCCACCGGCUCGGCCUCGGUGAAGCUGCCCUCCGGUUUCCGUCACGCCCUCGAGAAGCGCAUGUCCGGCGUCCUCCAGGGUAUUGAGAAGAUGCCCGGAUACAGCGACGCCGCGGUGAAACGGACCUUUGCCGAGGCCUACACUGCUUUCACCGCCAAGGACUUCCAGAAAGCCAUCGACAAGGACCGCAAGGUGGAGCCUCUGGUCCUGAUAUUCUAUUCUUCCGCUGCCAAGGCCCAGGGGCGAGGCAAGCCUGCCGACGACCACUCGUGGAAGGUGCUCGUCGACAGACACUUGGCCAUGUUCGUCAGGCUGCUCAGCAGCAUUCUGCGAGAGAAGGGCGAUGUCGAUCUCGUGGCCCGUCUGAACACGCUCGAGAAGAAGCUCAUGAGCAACGACCAGAAUCUCUACCUGGACACGGGCCAGGCUGACCAUUCUUACGUCGAGGUGGAGAUCCCCCUGUCCUACGAGGUCAAGGACAUGCAUAUGGUGCAGCUGGUCGCCAAGAUCUUCGGCGUGACCAACUCCCAGGUCCAGGCCGACAUCGACGCAAACGCGUCCGCCUGGACGGAGGAGGCCGCAUUGAAAGAUUACAAGGCGUAUCAGUUCAGGCUCUCGGCCGGCAUGGCCGGAACCCUGCGAAAAAGGGACUUCGAUGUGGACGAUGCCUACGAGGAAUGGAGAAAGGGCGAAGGUCCGCACCUGGCCAGCAUCUUCGCCGAGAUCCUGAGCGUUCGCCCAGAUCUCAAGGGCGGUGGAUCCGGCCCCGGCAACGACAAGCCGCUGCCCCUUCGGCCCCAGUCCAUGUACGAGGAUCAGGCCUACGCGGACCUGAGCAGGAUGCUCUCCAACCCGGAGUCUCCCGUGAACAGCCUCGACCCUUCCUUCGCCUUGGGCUCCCUCUCCUUAGACGACACGACCAGCAUCAGGAGCGUUGACGAGCCGAACUACACCUUUAUUCCCCCCGACCCACGCGCCGUUUACAAGGUCAUUCUCCAGUAUGUCGUGUCGUACGACCAGCUUCACUCGGAUACGUCAGUCUCGCCCUUGUCGGAGGAGACGACGGACUUCUUGGUGGAGCUCGCUGUGCGGUGGCGGAUUCCGCAGUUCUCCCGAUAUGUCGUCUUCGUCGAGGUCGCGACGCGCAAGUUCCUUGACCAGGAGCUGCCCCCCGAGCAGCUCUACGCCUGCCUGGACCUCGUGAAACAGCCCCUGGAGGAACCAAAGAAGCCGGUGCUCAUCCAGAUGUACACAUCAGGCUUGAGAGAUAUCGACCCCAGCAGAUGGACCGUCGUUGACUUCGCAGGCUACCAGCAGUCUCUGCGCGACCUCCAUGAUGCUCUUCUGCGGGAUGUCUACAGUCUGCUGACGCACUGUUACGAGCCGAAGCCGCCAACCAUUGGCGUCGUCAUGGCUUUGCUCAACGACCACGUCUACACCGAAGAAUCCUUCUUCUCGCCACGACCCGAGGACAUGGCCGAGUUCGCCCAGCAGCUUGACAGCGGGCUCCGUCAACAAGCCACACAGGCGUACAGGGACCUGCUCGAUUCGAAUAUUCCGCGGAGCCAACGAGACUGGGAUUUCGGACAUGCAGUCAAUCUGGGAAAAGCCGUCGUCAAGCUGGCCGACACGAUCAAGAAACGCUACCGGAAGAACCCCGAAAUCCUGGGCGCCAGCCCAUUCAGGGCUUUGGUCGAGACGACGCUCCCGAGCUUCGAAGAGGAUUGCCACGAGAUCAUCAAGCGCGUCCUCCAGAUGGCCAAGGAGACGGGCGUGGAGAUCGAGCUCCAAGAUGGGUUCGACUUAUACAAGGAGCUCGUCGAGAUCAGGAAGAUGCACGUGGAGGCGCUCCCGGGCAAACCGUUCGCCUUCCACAUUGAAGGCCUCCUCGAACCCUUCGUCUGGCGGUGGAUCAAGAACGUCGAUGACAAGAUGCCUGGCUUCGUCGACGAGGCGAUCAAGCAGGACCAGUUCAAGGUCCGGACUCGCCACGAAGGGGACAUACCAACCGACGACGAGCGCCACAGUGUGUCCAUCAUCGAUAUCUUUUCGCUCUUCAACCAGACGACCGAGCAGCUGCUGCAGCUUGAAUGGGGUGACGAGGUUCACGUAGCCCGAUUCAUGACGGCUCUGGCCAAGUCGUUUGCCGCGGGUAUUGGCCGGUACUGCGAGGUUGUGGAGCAGCAGUUUGCCAGAGAGAUGGACCGGCAGAGCGCCCAGGACGCGGCCGCGUCGUCCAAGACCACGCAAGAAAGGUGGCUGAAGUACGCGAAAGAUGCCUGGAAUACCAAGGAGAAGAUCGAGCCUUUCCAGUUUUACCCGCAGUCCUUCGUGAAAUUCAAUAACAUUGAAUGGGCCAUGCAGGCAUUGGAUAAGCUGGAGAAGCGGAUGAACGUGGACGCGUGCGCCGAGGUGCUCAGCAGACUUGAGGGGCCAAAACCGGCGGGCAGGAAGCCAGCCCACUACGUGUUCACGGUCAAGAUCGUGGAGGGCGAGGAGCUGAAGGCCUGCGAUCCGACGGGGACAAGUGAUCCCUACGUCGUUCUCUGCGACGAGUACCAAAAGCGGCUGCACAAAACGAGAGUGAUACCAGGGACGCUCAAUCCGCGAUGGGAUGAGUCGGUCGACAUCACCGUGUCUGGGCCGCUCAACCUCAUCGCGACGAUCUGGGAUCAUGACGUGAUCGGAGAGCACGACUUCGUCGGGCGAACUUCCUUGAAGCUAGAUCCGGUGCAUUUCAGCGACUACUUGCCGAGGGAGUUCUGGCUGGACCUGGACACGCAGGGCAGGAUCCUGAUCAGGGUCAGCAUGGAGGGCGAGCGUGACGAUAUCCAGUUCCACUUCGGAAAAGCCUUCCGUCAUCUGAAGAGGACAGAGCGGGACAUGGUGCGCAAGGUUACAAGCAAGCUCUCCAUGCACAUCAACGCGUCGCUGUCGCGUGAGGCAUUGCGUGGUCUCCUGAACAAGGGCAUCACGGCCUCGGUGGCCAGCCUUUGGAAAAAGAGACAGUCGCACGCACCGACGGUCACGCCCGCAGAGGUGGAGAACGCGCUGCAGCCGUUGUUCACCUAUUUCGACGAAAACUUCGCUAUCAUGAAGCUGACCUUGACCGACGCCACCAUGAUGUCGGUCAUGACGCGGCUCUGGAAGGAGGUGUUGCUCGCGAUCGAGAAUCUGCUCGUUCCGCCAAUGUCGGACAAGCCAUCGACGCAGAAGCCUCUCACACAGGCCGAGAUGGACAUCGUCUACCGGUGGCUGGAGCUGCUCUUCGCCUUCUUCAACGCCAAGGACGAGACGGGUGAGGUCCUAGGAGUGCCAGCGGAUGUCCUGAAGUCGCCUAAGUGGCACGAACUGGCGUCGCUCAACUUCUUCUACUUCGACUCGACCGAGACGCUGAUCCGCACGUCGGAGCGCAUGGCCGCCGCCAACGCGGAGCGCGCCCGACAACAAGCGCAGCAGGCCCAGCAGCAGCUCAAAUCUGCCACCGGCAAUAACAACCGGCUCUCCGCGGGACCGUCCUCAUCGACGCUCGGCGUGCCGUCGGCGGUCCCGUUCGGCAGCCUCGGCACGAUCCGGCGCGGCAAGAGCAUCAUGAUGAGCCGCAACCUCGGCACGAUGCGGCGGGCCAAGGAGGAGAAGCGGCGCGAGGCCCAGGCGGACCCCAGCGACGACAUGAUCCUGCGCAUACUGCGCAUGCGGCCCGAGGCGGCCGGGUACCUGCGCGAGCGCCAGCGCCAGAAGGAGCGCAUGGCGGCGGCCCAGGCGGCCGCGCUGAUCGUCAGGCAGAGCGUCAACCAGGGGUGGGCGCCGGCUGGGGGUUAUGGCGGGACCGGGGCCCAGGUGCCGCCGGUGCCGCCGGUGCCGGCUUUUGGGGGCGCGUUGUAUGCGAGGGGCGGGGUGCCGAGGCGGUGAGGCGGGUGGUUAGUUAGAUCGCAGGGCAACUCAAGCUGGUGGGUGGGAAGAGGGAUGAUGGUGGGGAUGAAUCAUGAAUCUUACUCAAGUGGGUGGGCGGGAAGAGGGAAGAUUGGGGGAGGAUGAAUUCAUGAAUCUCUUUUUCUUUUUCAUUCUUUAUCGAUACGGACGCCGUUCUUAUUCCCUCAACUUUUCGGUCGGGAUUGUCUGUCUAUUUACUCGGUUGCGCCGGAUUGGGAUGAACAGGAGGGCGUUGG
Messenger RNA from Thermothielavioides terrestris NRRL 8126, 4758 nucleotides. RefSeq lists its product as uncharacterized. Bases 317 to 4501 code for a protein of 1394 amino acids. Lineage: Eukaryota; Fungi; Ascomycota; Sordariomycetes; Sordariales; Chaetomiaceae. The transcript is spliced from 3 exons. The record is from RefSeq and is a predicted model, not a curated record.